AUUUAAAAUGGAAAGAAGACGUAUAGCUUUAGAUAGUUCCUCCUCUUCAGAUGAUAGUUCGCCAAAUAUUCGCAGAACUUUUCUAGGUAGGAGACCACCUAGUUCUUUGUUAAGAAGGCUUACGACUUCGAGAUCAAGACCGAAUACUCGUCAGAAAAAGAUGAAUGAAGAAGAGAGACAGAAGUUGCUACAACAAAGGAGGCAGAAAAAAGAGGAGAAUAGGAAGAAGGAAGAGAAGGUUAGGAAGGAGAAGGAAGAGAGUAGGAGCAAGCAGAGACUGGAGUUGCUUGAUGAGGAGGCUAAGGAAGUUUGUAAGAAGUAUAAGGUUCAAUGGGAGAAUACUGAUAAGGAGACAGCAGGAGAGAAUCUAGAAUGAUGGAAAGCUAUUAAGAAUCCAAGUUUAAAUUGAUUUAUGAUUGCUUCAAUGCAAAGCUUAUUGAGUCUUCCAGAAUUUGUGAAAUACUUUUCUGAUGGUUCUGAUGGAGAUUUGGCUGAAGAAAGUAAAGAAAUUACUUUUAGCAAAGAAUUAAAUCCUAAUGCUAAAGUUUCUUGACUGAUGCAAGACUUGUUGAAGGAAUAUUAUGACAGUGAUACUGCAGUUUUGGAUGUGACUAAGGUCAGGUCUGAGUUUUCAGCUAAUUUCCCCGAAUCUGAAAUGCAUGACUCUUGACAAUUCAUUUUGGCAUUACUCAACAUUCUUGAAAAUGAGCUAAAUCCUUCAGAACAACAAUUUAUACCACUGGGUAUUAAGAAUAACCUUGAAGCUUGGAAAAAGUACCAAGAGGCUUGCCCUUCAAUUGUUGGAAAGCUGUUUGUUGGCAUGGAAGAGACUAUAUACCAAUGUAAGAAAUGUUCUCAUGAACGUAAGAUAUAUGAAGAGUUCAAAAAUAUGUCCAUAUAAAAUGAACUCCAAAAGCUUCAAUUAAAGGAUUCAUAGAGUUUCUUUCACAGCUAUCAUCUUCUGAAGAGAUCCAAAUGAAAUGUAAAAAGUGCAAGAAUAUACAAGACUUGGUUAUGAAAAAGAGGAUCAUUAGAUAUCCCAAAUACUUGAUGUUGGUGAUUGGGAGAAAAGAUCCAUUUACUCAGGAAGAAAUUAAAGGCUUUGUAGACUACCCCAACAGCUUUGUACAGUUCGACCCUCAAAGUGACAAAGAGAUCACAUACACUUUGAAUAAUGUUAUCAUCAAUGUUAAUGCCUUGCACUACUCCACCUACUGUAAGAGAGGUAGCAGAUGGGUUCGUUUAGAGAACAAAAAAGUGAAGGCGGUCCACCCAAGUGAUCUAAAGAGCGAAUAUGCUUAUAUUCUUUUCUACGAGGCAAAAGAUCUGAAAAUCUAAAAUAUCAAUAGUA
Messenger RNA from Moneuplotes crassus, 1351 nucleotides. The record is from the annotation of a GenBank genome assembly. NCBI's taxonomy places the organism in Eukaryota, Ciliophora, Spirotrichea, Euplotida, Euplotidae.